AGAAAGGUAUUCAACCAUACCUUUGGGCCGGCAAUUUAAGUACGUGUUUCCAACUAAAACCUGAUCAAUCUGCUGCUGCUGAGAGAGAGAGAGAUGGAUGGGUGACACUUCUGUUGAUAUUUUCCUGGAGACCUUGAAGAAUCUUAUAACGGGCUCCAACCUCGAUUUUGUCAUAGAUGAGAAACAUCAACAUCAACUUCAAUCUCUUGCCGAGGAGAUAAAGUACUUGAGAGGGUUCCUCAAGAUUACGGAGAAGAAACGCAACGAGCAUUCAGAAAUGAUGAAUUUGGUGAUGCGGAUUAGAGACAUGGUAUCCGAGGCAGAGAACAUCGUAGAACUAUUUGUAGUUCUUGUUUUCGAGGCUAAUCAUGCCCCUGAUUUUCUUCGUGAACAUCAGAAUCAUCUUUCCCGUAGGGACAAGUUUUUUGAACGGUCAAGUCUUCGUAAAACGUUCUAUUGCAACUAUUCUGAGGACCAUCUUUCCCUUGACCUUGGAAGUGUCAAAAAGGAGAUCAAGGCUCUCAUGGCCAAGGUGAAGAAGAUUUAUGAUGAGAAUAUGUAUGACAUCAAUGGAGUAGCAAUCAAAAAACUCAAGCACUCUUCUACCAGACAUGAAGGUAUUGGUACCAGACAUGGAGGUUCAUCAGGAGGGAGCAACACAUCCAUAGUAGUAGAAAAGAAGGUGGUGGUCGGUUUCAAAGAGGAGGUAGAGACAUUAAUGGGAAAGCUUCAUGACAUUGGAGAGGUUGGACGACUGGAGAUUAUAUCAAUCAUUGGCGCUGGUGGAGGCGGCAAAACCACCUUGGCCAGAGAAGUGUACGAUCAUCCUUUGACGUCGCAAAAGUUUGAAAUUCGUGCAUGGGUCAAUGUUUCUCAAGAUUAUGAUAAGACUAUGAAGAGGCAUUUGUUGAUUCGUAUUCUGGAAUCAGCUUUCCUAGGAAAAUAUGAAGAUUACAAGGAGAUUAGUGAGGAUAAGUUGGGAGAAAAGGUAUACAAAUGCUUGCAAGAUAGAAAAUAUCUCAUUGUCAUGGAUGACAUAUGGGGCAUUGAAGGCUGGAAUGAUAUCCAAAGAUCAUUCCCUAGGGACCGCAAGGGGAGUAAAGUCAUGUUCACUAGUCGACUACCUGUUCAAUCUGAUAGCAUCUGUUGUGUCCCUCAUCGUAUGGGUCCCUUACCAAAAAGUUGUAGUUGGGAGUUGCUAGAAAAGAAGGUAUUCGGGAAGAAACGCUGCGCUCCAGAGUUGGUGGAGAUCGGUAAGCAAAUCGCAGAAAAAUGUGAAGGAUUACCACUCGCAAUUGUCGCAAUAGCUGGCAUUCUAGCAAUGGAAGACAAGACACUCGACAUGUGGGAGAAAGUUGCCAAACAUUUAAGUUCAACCAUUGCCAAAAACCAAGAGGGCUGCAUGGAGAUACUAGAACUUAGUUACAAUCACCUACCCCUUCAUUUAAAAGCGUGUUUUCUUUAUAUUGGAGCGCACCCCAAAGGUUAUGAAAUCCCUGUACGCGAGCUGAUAUGGUUAUGGAUUGCGGAGGGAUUUAUUCAGCAAAGUGAUGGGGGGAAAAGCUUAGAGGCCAUAGCAGAAGAUUACUUAAUUGGUCUUAUUGAUAGAAGUCUCGUAAUGGUAGCUAGGAAAAGUGAAUCCCACGGAGGAAUUAAAGCAUGCUGCAUCCAUGAUCUUCUGCGUGAAUUAUGCUUGAAAAAAGCAGAGGAAGAUAAUUUCUUUGUGAAAAUUCACGAGGGAGAUUAUUUUUCACCUUCUACAACAAAUAACCCUCGUCGCCUCUUCUUUGGCCAUCAGUUCUUUGAUAAGGAUCGCCUCUUGUUUGACCAUCAGGUCUUUGAUAUUUCCCCCCCAAGGCAUCAUGCUCGAAACCUUCGAUCUUUUCUGUACCUCUCCUUGCCAAACUCCUCACUUGUACAGAAUCCGUCAUUCUUUGUUGAAUACUUCGAACUUCUCAGGGUGCUGCAUUUAAUCUCCGCUACAAGCCAAGUAGAAUUAGGAAUAGGAGAUCUAGUUCAUUUGAGAUACUUAGCACUUACGUUACCAGAAGGAAAACUUUGUAACCGUGUUCCGAAUUAUUUUCACUACCUCUCGAACCUAGAAACCUUUAACCUCCAAGGUUUUAACGGGGACAAGAUUUCAUUGCCUCGCGAUAUAGUUAAGAUGGUUAAGUUGAGGCAUCUAUAUACUAAAAGGGCGUUAUUCAAAUAUCAUCAUGUUUCUUAUGAUGAAGACAAGGAGAAUAUGUUGGAUAGCUUACAGACCUUGCACCGAAUGUGUAUUUGUGAGCAUUGCCUACGUUUCUUGGAAAGGACUCCCAAUCUUAGGAAGCUAGGACUUAGAGGAGAUCUGGGUUUGCAAGGGGGUGAUCUUUUGAUGCUCCCCGACCUAGAGUUCUUAAAAUGUCUUGAGAUACUCAAUGUUGAUCCAUGGUUCAACAACAAGCGCGUGACACGCACUGGGCUGAAGCUUCCUCCGACUCUUACGCAGCUAACUUUGAGAUUUACGCUCUUGAAGUGGGAGGAGCUGUCAAUAAUCCUCCAAACCCUGCCGAGCCUUAAGGUUCUCAAAUUACUUGUAAACGCCUGUAGUGGAUCAUUUUGGAACACAUGUGAACUUGAGGAGGGGUUCUCUCAACUCAAGUACUUGAGGCUUGAAAAUUUGGAUAUCGAGGAGUGGAGUGCUUCCGCUGAUCAAUUUCCGGCACUUGAGGUCUUAGUGAUUCAACUUUGCGAAAAACUGAAGGGGAUCCCGAUUGAUUUUGCUUAUCUGAACGAACUUAGCAAAAUUAAGGUAGAGUGGUCCAGUCUCUCUGCAGAGGAAUCGGCUAGGGAGAUUCAGGAAGAGCAAAAAAAUACAAAGGGAGAUGAUAAUUGCCUAAAUCUCGUUUUCAGAUAUAAUCAGCCACAUCGGGGGUGCUCGAGAGCAGUGGGGUGUGAACCGUGUGAUUGAGUGCUAUGAUGAUCCCUCGAAUGGACUCAAUUCUUUUCCAAACCAGAUGGGUUACGCUAUCUCAACAACAUAGAAACCAGCCGUUAUAAGUCCAACAGAGAGAGAAUAGGCAGCCGCAGUUGCAAGCUUUCUGCAAUAAACGUUUGUAACUUAUCAGUAUGACUGUUUAAUUAUUUGUCCGUACUUUAGAAAGGCAUUUUUCUUAAUUUGUACUAUGUAUUUGGUUGAAGCCUUGAUUAUUGAGCAAGUCCAGUUUAUAGUUGACAAGACUGCAGUAAAAUAAUUGGUGAUGAUUUUUUUUGGUGGUUUUAUCUUCAUCCUCUCGAGAUUUUUCU
Molecule: messenger RNA, 3288 nt
Organism: Rhododendron vialii
Lineage: Eukaryota; Viridiplantae; Streptophyta; Magnoliopsida; Ericales; Ericaceae
Product: putative late blight resistance protein homolog R1B-17
Exons: 5
Coding region: 98-2953 (951 amino acids)
Biological process (GO): defense response to other organism
Molecular function (GO): ADP binding
Source: RefSeq, a predicted model, not a curated record